ACAGCCCAGAGCGGCCGCGUGUCCGAGGCCAGGUGCCCUCUAGGGCCGGGUGCUGCCGCCGCUGUCCGCUCCUGCUGUCCCGCAGCUGCCCUUGGAGCCCUCCCCACCCCCGCCAGGCAGCCCCGAGUUGGGGGAGGGCACGAUCUGGGAAGGAGUCGGCAGCUGGCGCCAGGGCGGCCGGAGGAUGCCGAGGGGCCGGAGCCGGGCGGGCCCGAGGCCGAGGCGCGCGCUGUCCCCCGCCCCUACCCCGUGAGCCCCGCCGGCCACCGAGGCGCUGCUGCUGGGCCCGCCAUCCCCGGGGCUGUCCUGGGGGCUCCCGCAUUCUGCACUGCUGAGUCCCUUCCCUCCCUGCGGCGCUGCGUGUGGCCGCGGCCACCUCCGCCCAGAUCCCGAGCCGCUGCCGCUGCCGCCGGCCAUGGAGGUGGCGCCGGAGCAGCCGCGCUGGAUGGCGCACCCCGCAGUGCUGAAUGCUCAGCACCCCGACUCGCACCACCCGGGCCUGGCGCACAACUACAUGGAGCCGGCGCAGCUGCUGCCCCCCGACGAAGUGGACGUCUUCUUUAAUCACCUCGAUUCGCAGGGCAACCCCUACUACGCCAACCCGGCCCAUGCGCGGGCCCGCGUCUCCUACAGCCCGGCGCACGCUCGCCUGACCGGAGGGCAGAUGUGUCGCCCUCACCUGUUGCACAGCCCAGGAUUGCCCUGGCUGGAUGGGGGGAAAGCAGCCCUGUCUGCCGCCGCUGCACACCACCACAACCCCUGGACCGUGAGCCCCUUUUCCAAGACACCGCUGCACCCCUCAGCUGCUGGAGGUCCUGGAGGCCCGCUCUCCGUAUACCCAGGGGCGGCUGGUGGCAGCGGGGCAGGCAGCGGGAGCUCGGUGGCGUCUCUCACCCCCACCGCAGCCCACUCCGGCUCCCAUCUCUUCGGCUUCCCACCCACGCCACCCAAAGAAGUGUCUCCCGACCCCAGUACCACGGGAGCAGCCUCCCCAGCCUCCUCUUCGGCCGGGGGGAGCGCAGCCCGGGGGGAGGACAAGGACGGUGUCAAGUACCAGGUGUCACUGACGGAGAGCAUGAAAUUGGAAGGCGGCAGCCCUCUGCGCCCAGGCCUAGCCACCAUGGGCACCCAGCCUGCGACACACCACCCCAUCCCCACCUACCCCUCCUAUGUGCCCGCCGCUGCGCACGAAUAUGGCAGCGGACUGUUCCACCCAGGAGGCUUCCUGGGAGGCCCAGCCUCCAGCUUCACCCCCAAGCAGCGCAGCAAGGCACGAUCCUGCUCAGGCCGGGAGUGUGUCAACUGUGGGGCCACGGCCACUCCACUGUGGCGGCGAGAUGGGACCGGUCACUACCUAUGCAAUGCCUGCGGGCUCUACCACAAGAUGAAUGGGCAGAACCGACCACUGAUCAAACCCAAGCGGAGACUGUCGGCCGCCAGGAGAGCCGGCACCUGUUGUGCGAAUUGUCAGACGACAACCACCACCUUAUGGCGCCGGAACGCCAACGGGGACCCGGUGUGCAAUGCCUGUGGCCUCUACUACAAGCUGCACAAUGUUAACAGACCGCUGACCAUGAAGAAGGAAGGGAUCCAGACCCGGAAUCGGAAGAUGUCCAACAAGUCCAAGAAGAGCAAGAAGGGCGCUGAGUGCUUCGACGAGCUGUCCAAGUGCAUGCAGGAGAAGGCGUCCCCCUUCAGCGCCGCCGCCCUGGCCGGACACAUGGCCCCCGUGGGUCACCUCCCGCCCUUCAGCCACUCGGGACACAUCCUGCCCACCCCCACGCCCAUCCACCCUUCCUCCAGCCUCUCCUUUGGCCACCCCCACCCCUCCAGCAUGGUGACCGCCAUGGGCUAGGGACAGCCUCCCGCUGGACAGACAGACCGAGGUGGACGAGGGUGGUCAUCCCAGGCUGGGGACAGGGACCCAAACCUGGCUGUCCCCGCUUUCCCUGGAGAGGACACCAAGCCCGCCAGCCCAGCUGGGGCCCAGGGCCACCUCGCCUCUGAAGGUCCCCCCAGCCCCCAGCAGCCUGUCCCCAAAUUACUGUGAAUAUUUCCACCUGGGCUGGGAGGUGGCCAAGUGGGACAGACCGGGUGGCGGGUCCUUCGUGGACGAUCGUUCAGAGAGCAAAGAAAGAGGACUUUAUGGCGAGAGGAGGGGGACAGGGUCAGGAAAAGACAAAAAACAAAAGAAAUCAUUUUUUGAAGGAAAAAGAAAUAGGCAAAAAUAAUUUAUUUUGCUCUAACAAGGACGAGGGGACAUGGAGGUCUCAGGGGACCGGCAGCCUCUGGACAGCCUGUCCCCUUGCCACCGGGCGGGGGGCAGAUCUGUGGGAGCCUCAGCCUGCGCCCGCGUCUCCUCUGGCUGCUCUCCCUGAAACAGCUCAAGUCCAGACUCGGCCUCAGCCAAGGCCAAGGGCGGCCGGUGGCCAUGGUGUGUACCCUGCCGGCUGCUGCCGGGCCCUGGACGGCAGAGACAAUCGCGGGCGGUCCUGCAAAGAUUCCCAGGCCAGGGCUGGGUCACAGGAAGGAAACAACAUUUUCUUGAAAGGGGAAACGUCUCCCAGAUUGCUCCCUCGGCUUUGAAGGCCAAAGCUAGAAAGGCCCCGUAUGUGCCCUUCAUGGGCCCAAGCCACAACAGCCUCCAUUCUCUGCCAGGUAGACCUCUGUAAAUACAUCCUUUUUCUGAUCACUUCCCCUCCCCUUCCCAUUCUGAGUCAAAGAAGAAACUAUUAAAAAAUGAAAACAGAACCGCACAGGUUUAACUCACCCGAUGAGUGAGUCGUCUUAUUUGGAAACUCUUUUUUGGGGUCCAGUCAAUCAUCCGUGACCACAGGAGCCCUGCCCUAAGGAAUAAAACCAAGGGAAGGCGGGCAGGUUUCUUUCUGGAAAAGCUCUUGGAUCCCACAAGUCCUAGCUGGGAGACCCGAAAGCGGGGGACUGCUCUUGGUUUCUGGGGGGCUGGCAGGUUGGUUGGUGGGAUCUGAACUCAGCAGGCAUGGGGGGGUGGCCAUGUCCCCACUGGGGUCCCCGAGUUCUGCUCUGCUGUGGCCCUCUGGACCCCUCCAAGGUACAGUUGUACAUAGACACGUCCGAAGCGUAGAGUGGUGGUGCAGCCACCGGCCAGGGGACCGUCCCCCGUCCCCAGCCCUGGAAGACGCUGUGCUGAUUGAGUCCACCAAUGGCAAUGUCCAUUGCGGCGCCACCGGAAGUAACUUAUUUUGUACUAGUAUCCGCCUACGAGAAAGAAUCGGCAGUAUUUUCUGUUUUUAUGUUUUAUUUGGCUCGUUUUAUUUUGGAUUAGUGAACUAAGUUAUUGUUAAUUAUGUACAACAUUUAUAUAUUGUCUGUAAAGAAUUGUAUGCUAUCCGCCUCUCCUUUAAAGUGAAUACUGUUAAGAAUAAUAAAAUACUUUUUUGUGAA
Messenger RNA from Sciurus carolinensis (gray squirrel), 3423 nucleotides. It is a transcript of the gene Gata2, whose product is annotated as GATA binding protein 2. Bases 416 to 1855 code for a protein of 479 amino acids. Gene Ontology annotation, biological process: positive regulation of transcription by RNA polymerase II; negative regulation of transcription by RNA polymerase II; positive regulation of angiogenesis. The transcript has 7 exons. Lineage: Eukaryota; Metazoa; Chordata; Mammalia; Rodentia; Sciuridae. Gene Ontology annotation, molecular function: zinc ion binding; RNA polymerase II cis-regulatory region sequence-specific DNA binding; DNA-binding transcription factor activity, RNA polymerase II-specific. The record is from RefSeq and is a predicted model, not a curated record. Gene Ontology annotation, cellular component: nucleus.